AUUUCAGAUCCAGCAGCUCCAUCAAACUUUGCAGAGUUUAUGAGAUUGGAAGCUGAAGCAUUUGGCUUUGGACUUGGUAAGAAAAUUGACACUCUUUUUAAAGACAAAACGCGGAAAUGCUCCCUCAUACGAUCAGUAAUUGAAUACGCUUCGGCUGUAUUCGCGAAUCUGUCAAAGUAUCUGUCUGAUGCGUUGGAAGAAAUUCAAAAGCGCACCCUUAGGAUAAUUCUUCCGAAUUUACAUUAUGACGAAGCAUUGAUACUAAAUGGCCUGCCGUCUACUAUCUCAACGCCUGGAACAGGCUAAAUUUUGCCCUGUGUUGAAAUUUCCUUUGUUUUUUUGUAAUCGCCAUAACUCUAAUCAAAUAUCCUUAUAGAAGUCUUAUAGAAGUCUAAGUAGUCAUAAUCUUAGAAAUUCAACUAAUAAAAAUUUUCUUUCCUCAACCCAAAAGAGAUUUCCUCUGAAAAACAGCCUAAGUUACAAUGGAGCCAAGAUCCGAAAUUGUGAGACCCUUGCGUCAUUUAAGGCUAAAAUCAAAUCCCGUAGGCCUUAAUUAGAACAUUAAUAGUGAACUUGUCUUAUUACUUUAUUUAUUUAUUUAUUUUUAUGGUAGUAUAACAUUUAAUUUAGGUUUUAUCGCUCUCUUUUAGAAUACUAAAUGUAUAGAUUAUAAGGUUUAUAAUUAAUAUUUGCAGCGUGUACUUUAGAUUGUGUAAUUUCAUAUUUUGUAUUUAAAAUUAAUUAGUUAUCUAUUCAAAGGCCGAUUCAAAGGCAGAUCAGGUAAGAGCCUACUCCAGACUGAACCGCUGACCACAUGGGAGUGCGAACAAGUGACGGAUGUACCAUCACAUGUGCGAAGUGAAUACCCUCUAAGCCCAUUUUACAAAAAGUACCUACAUGCAUACGGUAUCCCUGUGAUUAGUUCCGAAAACGCCACAGAUGCCGCUCUUAGGAGAGCUUGUUACGUUGUGAUAUUCCUACUUGCUGACCGCGAGGAUAUUCGUCGCUCGGUUUACAAGCGCCGCGGACGAGCAGGCGUGAUCGCUGCAACUGAGGGUGUUACGAGUAUUCCAGAACAUUCCUGGCUUGAUGACUGGUGGAACUGGCGGGCGAGGGGCCUUGGAGGGACCGUUUCACAGCCUAUUUCUACUUGUGAGUAUUUCCUUCUCAAUAACCUUUUAACCCAAGCAGUGCUCGUCAUACUUUUGUUCAUCCAUGAGAGUAUGGACUCUAAAAAUUACGUAAAGAUGGCGCAAAGUAUAUUACUCCCAGUUGUCACUCGAGUGCGAUUUUCCAAGAAGUUUCACCGGACUAUUGUCGCAGUAAAAAAACAAUACACAACAAUUUUCAGUUGUCUAUUUAAUUUAACAAAAUGUUACAUUUUAAGCGAGUCUUUUCAGUCAUGUCAGAUCGUACAUGGCGUNGCUUGUUACGUUGUGAUAUUCCUACUUGCUGACCGCGAGGAUAUUCGUCGCUCGGUUUACAAGCGCCGCGGACGAGCAGGCGUGAUCGCUGCAACUGAGGGUGUUACGAGUAUUCCAGAACAUUCCUGGCUUGAUGACUGGUGGAACUGGCGGGCGAGGGGCCUUGGAGGGACCGUUUCACAGCCUAUUUCUACUUGUGAGUAUUUCCUUCUCAAUAACCUUUUAACCCAAGCAGUGCUCGUCAUACUUUUGUUCAUCCAUGAGAGUAUGGACUCUAAAAAUUACGUAAAGAUGGCGCAAAGUAUAUUACUCCCAGUUGUCACUCGAGUGCGAUUUUCCAAGAAGUUUCACCGGACUAUUGUCGCAGUAAAAAAACAAUACACAACAAUUUUCAGUUGUCUAUUUAAUUUAACAAAAUGUUACAUUUUAAGCGAGUCUUUUCAGUCAUGUCAGAUCGUACAUGGCGUCUAAGUGUGGUAAGAACAUUAAGUACAUUAGCUCAAGAAUAACGUGGUGAGAGACAUUUUCCCACCGUGUUCCCAUCUCUACUAUUCAUAUGUGGUUGGCUUGAUCAAAGAUUUGAGAGACAAUUUACCUUUGCCAAAAACGGUACUGUUUGCGUUCAAGGGUGAUGGGGCGAUUAAAAAAAAGGCUUUUUUAAAAAAUGCAAAGUGAUAUUGGACGUUACAUUUUAGGUGGGGAAGAGAAUAUUCUUUGCUUUACAAACGGUCAAGACAGGUAUCCGAAUCAAGAUAUCUUUCUCCACGAAUUUGUCCACGGACUGCACAACCUUGGGGCUUACUUUGCAAUUCCAGACUUCGAUGACAGGCUACGCAAGCGGUACAACUCAGUUAAAACCAGCGGUAAACUAUGGCAGAAGACGUACGCUAUGUCAACUCACUGGGAGUAUCUCGCCGAGGGAGCGCAGAGUUUUUUCGACUGUAACGCCCAGAGCGACCCACCGAAUGGCAUCUACAACCACGUCAAUACCAGGACAGAACUUAAGUCUUACGACCCUGUUCUGCAUGAAUUUCUGAAGGAGAUAUUCCCUUGCCAAAACAGACUUCUGCAACGAUGUGACGCGAAAGCGGGUAUG
Messenger RNA from Porites evermanni, 2520 nucleotides. The record is from the annotation of a GenBank genome assembly. Lineage: Eukaryota; Metazoa; Cnidaria; Anthozoa; Scleractinia; Poritidae.